Penicillium pulvis is the source of this 11946-nucleotide messenger RNA. Its product is annotated as histone acetyltransferase TRA1. Gene Ontology annotation, cellular component: nucleus; NuA4 histone acetyltransferase complex; SAGA complex. The transcript is spliced from 4 exons. The coding region runs from base 192 to 11753 and encodes 3853 amino acids. Gene Ontology annotation, biological process: regulation of DNA-templated transcription; DNA repair. The record is from RefSeq and is a predicted model, not a curated record. NCBI's taxonomy places the organism in Eukaryota, Fungi, Ascomycota, Eurotiomycetes, Eurotiales, Aspergillaceae. Gene Ontology annotation, molecular function: transcription coregulator activity; protein binding.
AAUUGAUCUUUUCGGGGAAUCGCAUGAGUUCGCAGAGCUUCCUCCACGCCCUCACCUCGCACAUGACACCUCGAAUUUGAUCUAAGAAUCUUGCGCGGGCUGUCAAUAAAUCAGCCGGCCACCGGGCCUGGCCGUGAACACAGUCCUAUUCCCUUGGCUGGCCCUUACGAGGGGGCUUGAUCGCAGCCAUUAUGGAGCGGAAUAUCGAUAUCUAUGCCACCAAGCUGGGUGACGAGCGGCUUGAUGUGAAAGUACGAGCCAACGUCGCGACCGAGCUGCGGGAUAGCAUUGAGCCACUAUGUUCCGGUGCCAACUAUCCCAUAUUCCUUGCCAAACUAUGGCCGAUCUUCAAAACUAUCCUGUCUGGAGAGCCAGUAUUCUUCAGCAUGUCAUAUGAACAGAAACUCCGAAAUUGCAUUCUCGAAACCCUCCAUCGUUUACCGACAGCUUUACCCGAUGUUGAACCCUAUGCCGCAGACAUGGUCGACCUGCUCAUGGACCUCGCACGAAUUGAGAAUGAAGAUAAUGCGGUAUUGUGCAUGAAGACAAUUAUGGAUUUGGAACGCAACCAAGCAAAGGCCACCACGGCGCGGGUGCAGCCUUUCUUGGAGCUCAUCCAGGAGAUGUUCCAGACCAUGGAGCAGGUGGUUCGGGAUACAUUUGAUACUCCCAACCAAGCAACUCCCUCUGGAAUGCCGUCAACGCCCAAUGCAAGCGCUCAGAACUUCCAAUCCCCCCGACCAAGUUCCCCUGCCACAUCCGUUUCAGACUUAGGUCCCGAGCAGCAGUCAAGUAAUGUCAUACUGAAAGGCAUGCAGUCCUUUAAGGUCUUGGCUGAAUGCCCGAUCAUUGUUGUCUCAAUCUUUCAAACCCAUCGAGCUUCAGUUGCAGCCAACGUCAAACUUUUUGUUCCGCUGAUUAAGACAAUUUUGCUGUUGCAAGCAAAGCCGCAAGAAAAAGCCCAUACCGAUGCUGCUGCCCAAGGCACAGUCUUUACCGGGGUUUGCAAGGAGAUUAAGAACCGAGCCGCUUUUGGAGAGUUUAUCACUGCUCAAGUGAAGACGAUGAGCUUUUUGGCAUACCUGCUUCGCCUCUAUGCCCACCAGUUGCAAGAUUUUCUUCCCACACUCCCAUCCGUUGUCGUGCGCUUGCUUCAAGAUUGCCCACGUGAGAAGUCUGGCGCUCGAAAAGAGCUAUUAGUCGCCAUUCGACACAUCAUAAACUUCAACUACCGCAAAAUAUUCCUCGAAAAGAUUGACGAGCUUCUGGACGAGAGAACACUCAUCGGCGAUGGUCUUACUGUUUAUGAGACUAUGAGACCAUUGGCGUAUAGUAUGCUCGCGGACCUCAUUCACCACGUACGGGACCACCUCAGCCGAGACCAGAUCCGUCGAACCGUCGAAGUCUAUACGAAGAAUCUUCAUGAUGACUUCCCGGGUACCAGCUUCCAAACCAUGAGUGCCAAGCUGCUUUUGAACAUGGCGGAGAAGAUAUCGAAGCUCGAAGAUAAACAAGAGGCUCGUUAUUUCCUCAUAAUGAUUUUGGAUGCCAUCGGUGAUAAGUUUGCCUCGAUGAAUCACCAGUUCAAUAAUGCCGUCAAGGUCUCCAAGGCUUACAAGGAAUGUCGGAAAGAUGAUGAUACAACGCCAGAGAAUUACCUUGCUGAGAAGGACCAAGCGCCGGACUGGGAUGACAUCGACAUUUUCUCUGCGUCUCCCAUCAAGACCUCUAGCCCUCGUGAUCGUGGUGGAGAUCCUGUCUCAGAUAACCUUUUCCUCUUCAGAAACCUCAUCAAUGGGCUAAAAAAUAUCUUCCACCAAUUAAAGAAUUGCAACCCAGAUGAUGUCCAGAUUGACCCCAACAGUGUUCCCAUCAAUUGGUCAGAGGUUUCUUAUGGAUACAACGCCGAAGAGGUUUCAGUCAUAAAAAAGCUCUUCCAUGAGGGUGCUAGAGUCUUCCGCUACUAUGGCGUGGACCAAUCUCCCCCCGAAAACAACUACUCUUCCCCGUUCGACUUCCUUGCAAGUCAGUACACAGCACCCAUGUCCCGGGAAGAGAAAGAGCUCCUGGAGAGCUUUGGAACUGUUUUCCAUUGCAUCGACACGGCAACCUUCCAUGAAGUUUUCCACUCGGAGAUUCCAUAUCUUCAUGAGCUCAUGUUUGAGCAUGGAGCUCUGCUACACCUUCCCCAAUUCUUCCUGGCUAGUGAAGCCACUUCGCCUGCAUUCUCUGGUAUGGUCCUUCAGUAUUUGAUGGAACGUAUUGACGAGGUUGGGACUUCGGAUAUGACUAAGGCGAAGAUUCUACUGAGAAUGUUCAAGCUCUCCUUCAUGGCAGUAACGCUGUUUUCCGUUCAAAAUGAGCAGGUCCUUCACCCUCACGUUACAAAGAUCGUGACGAAGUGCAUCGAGCUAUCGGUUACAGCCGAGGAACCGAUGAAUUACUUCCUUCUCCUACGUUCUCUUUUCCGCAGCAUUGGUGGUGGUCGGUUCGAGCUUCUGUACAAGGAAAUCCUACCUCUACUGGAGAUGCUUCUCGAGACGUUCAAUAACUUGCUGAUGGCCGCUCGCAAGCCCCAAGAGCGAGAUCUAUAUGUGGAGCUUACUCUCACCGUUCCUGCAAGACUGAGCCACCUGCUCCCUCAUUUAAGUUACCUGAUGCGCCCUAUUGUGGUGGCCUUGCGUGCGGACUCUGACCUUGUUGGGCAAGGUCUGCGCACAUUGGAACUCUGCGUGGAUAACUUGACAGCCGAUUAUCUUGACCCCAUCAUGGCCCCCAUCAUGGAUGAAUUGAUGACAGCCCUUUGGGAUCACCUGCGGCCCCACCCAUACAAUCAUUUCCAUGCCCAUACCACAAUGAGAAUCCUUGGAAAGCUUGGUGGACGCAACCGCAAGUUCCUGAACCACCCGCCAGAGCUGUCCUUCCAACAGUACUCUGAUGACAACCCGAGCUUCGACAUUCGUCUCAUCGGGCCGGGUGAGAAGCGUCCUUUCCCGGUUGAUACCGGCAUUGAUUUGGCCAUCGGCAAGCUGAUGGAGGCUCCCAAGACGGAUUCCGGCAAGGCAUCUGAUCUCUAUUACAAGCAGCAGGCUUUCCGCAUGCUCAGCUCGCACCUCAAGCUGCAGAUCGGAUUUGAGAAUCUACCUGAUGACCUCGCUUCUCUGAUUCGACUCCAUGCGAAUGACCUUUUCGAGAGCAAAGCCAGUGCUAUGGUUGAUAUCCUUGAGAAAUCCGAGAGAGCGGCGUCUAUCCCAAAGAAGGUGGGACAAGAAGCCACUGUCAAGAAGCUUCUCAAAGCUUGCAUCUUUGCCACAACCAUUCCUGACCUUGAGCCGGCUGCAACUGCCUUCGUGACUGAUGUUUGCAAACACUUUGCCAUUGUUGAGGUUGGUCGAGCUCUUUCUCAAGCCCGUCACAACCGUAAACCUUUUGACGUGGCAAAUGGAGAAGGCCCUGUGUACCUGGACUCCCGAACCCUGGCUGAUGCCAUCGUUGAGACACUCUCUUCCGACAAUGUCCACGUUCGGGAAGCUGCCGAGCAGGCAAUGCAAGUUGUAAAGGAAGCCGCCGGCAUAAUUUUCGGUGCUCCCGAGAAGGCAUCAAAGCUUCCAUUCUUCCAGCAUCUUGGCCGCGUGUUCUGCCACAGUUGCUACAGUGAAGAAUGGUUCACGAAGGCAGGUGGAAGCUUGGGCAUUCAGCUCCUUGCUACCAAGCUGGACCUUGGAGAGGCGUGGCUUUAUGAGCGCCAUGUUGAUUUCUCGCGGGCUCUCAUGUAUGUCAUCAAGGACACACCUUCUGAUCUUCCUGCGGCUACUCGUGUUCAGUCCCAGGAGACAAUGACUUUGAUUCUUCAGCGCUGUGGAAAGAUCAUCCCAAAGGAUGAUUUGAAAAACGAGAAGAGUCGUCUAUUCGCUCUCUGCGGUUUCUUUGUCAAUGAGCUUGGCCAUAUGAACAAGCAUGUUCGAGAAACAUCACGCCGCUGCUUCGCCACAUUGAAGGAAGAACUCGGCUGUGAAGUACACGAGCUCAUCUUCCCAGUGAAGGAUCGCUUAUUGCAGCCGAUUUUCAACAAGCCACUCCGAGCACUGCCCUUUGCCACUCAAAUUGGCUUCAUCGAUGCCAUAACCUACUGCUUGGGUCUGCACAACGACAUUGUCACCUUCAAUGACCCUUUGAACCGCUUGAUGUUGGAGUCUCUCGCCCUUGCUGAUGCAGAUGAUGAAUCACUCGCCUCCAAGCCAAAUGAAUUCAGGAAUGCGGAUAUGAUUGUCAAUCUACGUGUUGCUUGUCUGCGCCUUCUGUCCAUGGCAAUGAACUUCCAGGAGUUUGCCAACACUCCACAGAACACUAGUCGGGCUCGGAUCAUCUCGGUGUUCUUCAAGUCUCUUUACUCUCGUUCUCCCGAAGUGAUUGAAGCUGCCAAUGCUGGUUUAAAGGACGUUCUCACCCAGACCAACAAGCUGCCAAAGGACUUGCUGCAGAAUGGCUUGCGUCCCAUCUUGAUGAAUCUGCAAGAUCCCAAGCGUCUAAGUGUCGCUGGUCUUGAUGGCUUGGCCCGCCUCUUGACUCUGCUAACCAACUACUUCAAGGUUGAAAUUGGCGCUCGUCUCCUGGACCACAUGAAGGUUAUUGCGGAUGACGCCAUGUUGCAAAAAGUCUCUUUCAGCCUUGUUGAGCAGAAUCCUGCCAUGAAGAUUGUGGCUGCUAUUUUCAACAUCUUUCAUCUUCUCCCCCCGGCUGCCACCUCAUUCAUGGAACAUCUCGUCAAUAAGGUUCUAGACCUUGAGAAGAAGUUGCGAAGAACCUCUCACAGCCCCUUCCGCAAGCCUUUGGUCAAAUACCUGAAUCGCUACCCAAAGGAAAGCUUGACGUUUUUCUUUGCACGAUUCAAGGAUGAGCGAUUCGGCCGCUUCUUCGGGCAAAUCCUGGCCGACCCUGAGAGUGAGGCAUUGCGUAAUGCUGUGGUCGCUGACAGCGAAACCUUCCUCUCAACUGCAUUCGCACAGGACGCAACAGAUGGCAAAAACACAGCUGCCAUCAAUGGAAUUUACGUAGCGCAUGCACUCUGCUCCUACGAUUCAAGCAAGAAGUGGUUGGUUUCUCACCCCGAUUCAAGAACGAAACUUUUGGCCUCUGGACGAGAGUUGGAGCGGAAGCUCCGCGGCGACAUUCUACCUCCCGAUGAGCGCCUUAGGGUAGAACAAGCUGAGGACCAGCUCAUGGACAUUUUUACUACCUACUUGGCCGAGGCCGCGCAUGACCUGGACUUCCUGUUCGAAGUCAUCGAUGGAUUAUCUGCAGACGAGCUGAAGCGCACUCUCGCUCUGCCAAAAUUCAUCUAUCGGCACAUUAUCACGAACGAGUCGAUUGAUUACCGACGCUCUGUCAUUAUGCGCUGUCUCGAUCUGUACGGCCAGCGGGCUUGCUCCCAGAAGACCAAGACUUAUGCAUUCCGCAAUCUGGUCAACCCUAUUCUUGCAAUGGAUGUACAGACCACGUGGGGCAGCUCACCCAACACUCCUAAGUUAAUGGACAAGAGUAUGACCGAAUCCAUCCAGAGCCGUGUGUGGAAGCCCCAAUUGGCGGACCUUAGCGAAGAGUCCAACCAGGCCGGAGUCGAUCACUCUCGCAUGGAGUUGCUGCAACUUUCAGCUUUGUUGAUCAAGUAUCACCAUUCCACUGUCCAAGACUCUCGCAAGGAUAUUAUUAAGUUUGCUUGGAACUACAUCCGUCUUGAGGACAUCAUUAAUAAGUACGGUGCCUAUGUUCUGAUCAGUUACUUCAUCGCGCACUAUGAGACACCCUUCAAGAUUGUGAUCCAGGUGUAUGUUGCUUUGCUAAGAGCUCACCAAAACGAAGGCCGGGCUCUCGUCACUCAAGCACUGGAUGUUUUGGCUCCUGUGCUUCCCACUCGAACGGCAGGCAACCAAGGACCGGAAGCACGUUAUCCUCUGUGGGCCAAAUGGCCCCGUCGCAUCUUGGCGGAGGAGACAGCCAACUUGCAGCAGGUUAUGAGCAUUUUCCAGUUCCUGGUGCGGCAACCCAAUCUGUUCUACGAGUCACGCGAGCAUUUUGUGCCUCUUAUCGUUCCGUCUCUUAUUAAGAUUGCUGGCCCGCCAAACGCAUCGAAUGACAGCAAGAAGCUGGCACUCAAACUUAUAGGGUUGGUUUGGCACUGGGAGGAGAAGCGAGCGCAAGCGGCCGAUGCGAACAGCAGCGGACUUCUUGACUCUCCGAAUACGAAGAAACGCAAGCUGGAAGAAGCGCAGGAAACAUCCUCCCCUGCGUUAGCACCUCCACCGAGCCGAGGUGGAUCAUCUGAUUACACCGUCCCUGGUGAACUUCGUGCCGCUCUCAUCAAAUACCUCAUCUCUUUCAUUACGACCAUCCCCGAACGCUUUUUGGUUCCAGCCGCCCAAAUCCGUGAACUGCCUUCUUCUAAGCCGACACCGCCCGUGCCUACUGGUGAUAUGGUCAACAAGGCAAUAAACCUCCUCAGAAACCUUCUUUCGCCUGAAUACUGGGGAGACAUCGACAUUGAUCUGUACCAGAAAGUGACAGAACCAGUUCUAGCUGGCGAGAAGGCAGAUAAACCAGAUGAAAAGCAUUUGACAGCCAUGGUGAACACGCUCCAAGUCCUCCGGGUUCUCAUUGCAGCAAAACCCAAUGAGUGGAUCGCAGCUCGCCUCUCCACCAUCCAGAAGCUUCUUGAGAAGCCAUUGAAAUCUGACAACCCAGAAAUCCAAGAUUGUCUUCAUGGCUUGGAAGACGAGAUGGAUAUAUCUCCAAAGUUACCGCCCCCCGUUCGUCGUGUUUUGGAAGCUAUACCAGACGACGCACCAGAUGACGAAGAUGCAAUGGACACUGAAGGUACUGCAUCUGAGUUUGGUACAUACCUGUCUGCGAUCGCUACCGAAACGCUCUCCGCUAGUAAUUACGUGUCAAGUCUGAACACGCUCUGGACACUUUCAAAGCACAAGCCUGCUGAGAUCGAUACGCACAUUCCUGCCGUGAUGAAGGCAUUCUCUCAAAAGCUUGCCAAGGAACAUGUUGCGGCAUCGACUCAACAAAAUGGUGCCCAACUUCAGAACGGCGUAGCCAAGCCUGCCGAAGGUGUCCCAGAUCAACAGGAGACUGAAAUUGGUGUUGACCUCAUUUUCAAGACAAUCGAAUUGAUUUCCGUGCGCAUGUCUCACCUUGGUGAUCAACGCCGCCCAUUCUUGAGCGUGUUGGCAUCAAUCGUGGAACGCUCGCAAAACAUCAAGCUGUGCAGCAAGGUCUUGGGGAUGGCAGAGGAAUGGAUUUUCCACUCGACCGAAUCCUGGCCGACACUGAAGGAGAAGACCGCGGUCUUGCAUAAGAUGCUGCUGUUCGAGUCUCGACCUGAUCAAACGAUGUUGAAGAAGUUCCUUGACCUUGUCAUCCGCAUCUACGAAGAUGCCAAAAUCACUCGUACUGAGUUGACCGUCAGACUUGAACAUGCAUUCUUGAUAGGAACCAGAGCCCAGGAUGUCGAAAUGCGUAAUCGGUUCAUGAGCAUUUUCGACCGGAGUUUGACUCGCCUGGCAUCGUCACGGUUGAGCUACGUGCUUACUUGUCAAAACUGGGAUACCCUUGCGGACUCGUUCUGGCUGGCCCAGGCUUCGCAUUUAAUUCUUGGAUGUGUGGAUAUGAACGCUACUGCCCGCUUGCAUCAAGAUGACUUCAAGUUGUAUCCCCUGACUUUCCUCUUCGCUGGAGGUGAAAAGGACCCAAGGAAGUCGGAUAUCAUGGUCGACAACCAGCUGGAAACUUUCGUUGCGGAACGCAAGCGUUUCAUGUCUGAGGUUGGCGACGUGAAGGUUCGUGAUUUGAUCGAACCUCUGUGUCAACUUCAGCACACCGACCCAAGCGUUUCUUACAAGCUUUGGACCACGCUGUUCCCUAUCUACUGGUCGACAUUGUCCAAGGAUGACCGCCUUGACCUUGAGAAGGGAAUGGUUACAUUGCUCACUCGAGAGUACCACCAGAGACAGUUGGAUAAGCGCCCUAAUGUCGUGCAAGCUCUCUUAGAAGGUUGUGUGCGUGCCCGUCCCCGGUUCAAGGUUCCUCCCCAUGUCAUGAAAUACCUUAGCCGUACCUACGACGCCUGGUACACUGCCGCUACCUAUUUGGAGGAGAGUGCCAUCAAUCCUAUCAUUGACACUGCUACCGUCCGCGAGAGCAAUCUCGACGCCCUUGUGGAAGUCUAUGCCGGGCUCCAGGAGGACGAUUUCUUCUAUGGUACAUGGCGACGUCGCUGCAAGUUCGUUGAGACCAAUGCAGCACUAUCCUAUGAGCAGCAGGGCAUGUGGGACAAAUCUCAGCAGCUCUAUGAGAACGCGCAAAUCAAAGCCCGCUCUGGGGCUAUGCCGUUCUCCCAGGGUGAGUACUUCGUCUGGGAAGAUCAUUGGUUGAUCUGCGCCCAGAAGCUUCAGCAGUGGGAGAUCCUGAGCGACUUUGCCAAGCACGAGAAUUUGAAUGACCUGUUGCUUGAGGCUGCUUGGAGGAACAUUGAAAACUGGCAGAGCGAGGGCAAUCGCGAACAGCUAGAGUCUCUGAUUAAGUCUGUUUCCGAUGCUCCUACCCCGCGACGCACUUUCUUCCAGGCUUUCAUGGCUCUUCUUCAAUACCACACUAAGAAAGAGAACAUGCAAGACUUCAACAGUGUCUGCGACGAAUCUAUCCAGCUGUCUAUUCGCAAGUGGCUGCAAUUGCCCAAGCGCAUCACCAAUGCCCACAUCCCCAUCUUGCAACACUUCCAGUUACUUGUUGAACUCCACGAUGCUAGUCACAUCUGUGGUAGCUUAGCCCAAACCAAUGAGCGCAACUUGGACACUAAGAGUGCUGAGUUGAAGCUUCUUCUGGGAACUUGGCGGGACCGGUUGCCCAACUUGUGGGAUGACAUUAAUACAUGGCAGGAUCUUGUCACAUGGCGACAACACAUCUUCCAACUUAUCAACGGCACGUACCUUAGUCUUCUUCCUCCUCAGACGAACAAUGUUGCCAGCAAUUCAUAUGCGUACCGUGGAUACCAUGAGACCGCCUGGAUUAUCAAUCGCUUUGCUCACGUCGCCCGCAAGCAUCAAAUGCCGGAAGUCUGCAUCAACCAACUUAGCCGGAUUUACACGCUGCCAAACAUUGAAAUUCAAGAGGCGUUCCUCAAGUUGCGUGAACAAGCCAAAUGCCAUUAUCAGAACCCGAAGGAACUCAACAGUGGAUUAGAUGUUAUCAAUAACACCAAUCUCAACUACUUCGGGCCUCAGCAGAAGGCCGAGUUCUACACUCUGAAGGGCAUGUUCCUCGCGAAACUUGAUCAUGUCAAUGAGGCCAACGAGGCAUUCGGCGUUGCUCUCUACUACGAUCUUCGUCUUGCAAAGGCCUGGUCUGAGUGGGGACAGUACAGCGACCAGCGUUUCAAGGCAGACCCAACAGACUACGAGCUGGCCAGCAAUGCAGUCAGCUGUUAUCUAGAGGCAGCUGGUCUCUACAAGAGUGCGAAAUCCCGAAAGCUACUCAGCCGUAUUUUGUGGCUUCUCAGCUUGGAUAACGAUGAAGGCCAGAUCGCCAGUGCUUUUGAGAACUUUAAGGGAGAUACGCCAGUCUGGUACUGGAUUACAUUUAUCCCUCAACUUCUUACAAGCUUGUCUCACCGCGAAGCGCGUCUGUGCAAGGCUGUUCUUGUGAAGAUUGCCAAACUGUACCCGCAAGCGCUUUUCUUCUUGCUUCGCACUAACAGAGAGGACAUGUUGAGUAUCAAGAAACAGCACGACCAGAAGCAGGAGAAGCUAAACCGUGCCAAACAACAACAGCAACAGUCCUCCUCUCCAAGCCAGAAGCCUGCUGCUAACGGUGAAGCAUCGCCUGCUCAGAAACCGCCAACCAGUGUACCAGCACCCAGUGCAUCUCCAGCCAACCAGGCCGCGAAUCUCACAACAGCUCAGUCACCAGCUCAAAACCAGUCUGCUCAGCAGUCGCCCGCUCAACCCCCAAGCCAGUUGCAAGCGUCCCCACUUCAAAAUGCCACCCCCGGUCAACCUCAAGCUCUUCAGCCCCAGGGGGCUCAAGGACACUUGCAAGUUCCAGGACAAAAUGGAGCUCAGCAACAAGGCACCUCUACCACGGAGCCGGAGAAAGAGCCUCUCAAGAAGCCUUGGGAGUACUCGGACGAAAUCAUGUCUGGCCUCAAGACAGCGUUCCCAUUGCUUGCUCUGUCCAUGGAAACGAUGGUCGACCAGAUUCACAAGAAUUUCAAGUGUCCCCCCGAUGAGGAUGCUUACCGACUUAUCGUCGCUCUCCUCAACGAUGGAUUGGCCUAUGUUGGACGCAUGCCCGUGUCCUACGCCCAGGACUUCAAGCUGCCUACUGCGACAGAAGCCAACAUCACCCGAUUCGCCGAGACAAUUCUUCCAGCGCAUAUUCGCAAGUCCUUCGAGGCGGACUUUGUCGUCAAGAAGCCAACAAUGCACGAGUACAUCCACAAGUUGCGUCGCUGGCGUGACAAGUUCGAAGAGAAGCUGGACCGCCGACCUCAGUCAGGAAACCUCGAGAACUACUCCCCGCACCUUAGCGAGUUCCGCUUCCUCAAGUUUGAUGAGGUUGAAGUUCCCGGACAGUACCUCCUGCACAAAGACAAAAACCAGGACUUUGUUCGCAUCGACCGUUUCCUUCCUGACGUGGACCUGGUACGGGGCAUUGGUGUUUGCCACCGUCGUCUCAAGAUUCGUGGACACGAUGGUAGCAUCCAUGCCUUCGCUGUUCAGCAUCCUGCAGCACGCCACUGCCGACGUGAGGAGCGCAUCCUCCAACUGUUCCGCAUCUUCAAUGGAUUGUUGGCCAAGCGCAAGGAAAGCCGUCGUCGUAACCUCUACUUCCACCUUCCUCUCAUGGUGCCUCUAGCGCCGCAUAUUCGCUUGGUUCGCGACGAUUCUUCGUACAUCUCCAUGCAGGGUAUCUAUGAGGACUACUGCAGACGUGUUGGCAUCAACAAGGACGAGCCGGUGCUCUUCACUAUGGACCGAAUGCGGUCGGUGCACGAGACGAUUAAGAAUCGCACUCCCGAUCAAGUUCAGGUUGUUCGUACUGAGAUCUUGACAGCCAUUCAAGACAAAUGGGUUCCCAGUACCGUAGUUUUGGAGUACUUCCAGCAGACUUAUCCCAACUUUGCAGACUUCUGGCUGUUCCGACGCCAGUUCGCCUACCAGUACGCGGCAGUCGCUUUCAUGACCUACGUGAUGCACAUUGGCAACCGUUAUCCCAACAAGAUCUUAGUCUCACGCUCAACGGGCGACAUCUGGGGCGCGGAAUUGAUUCCUACCAUCAACCCCGCCAAGGCAAUCUUCUACAAUCCUGAGCAGGUGCCAUUCCGCUUCACACCUAAUAUCCAAACCUUGCUCGGUCCCAUUGCCACCGAGGGUGUAUUUGCUUGUGCGAUGAUGGCGAUUUCGCGCUGCUUGACAGAGCCGCGCCACGAGCUAGAGCAGCAGCUCAGCAUUUUCGUGCGCGACGAGAUGAUGUUUUGGGCCACUGCUCAGCACCGCGGUAGUCUGCCUGUACCCCAGCUCCGCGAUCUAGUCAACAACAACAGUGAGAUCAUUGUGAACCGUGCUGUCAGCCUUGCUAGUCCACCUGAGGGUAACCUGCCUGCCAACCAAACCACGAUCGAUCUGAUCUCAAAGGCAGUCAAUCCCCAGCACCUGGCAUCGUGCGAUGCGUUGUGGAUGCCAUACCUCUAAGUGGCGUGUCUCUGCGUUUCUGUCUCAGUCUUUUGAGAAUUUGCUCUAGUGAUGGAGGUGAACUAUUCUUUUGCAUGGAAGCAUGGUUAUGCGUGGGUUGGGUUCUGAUUUUGAGCGUGGCGCUUCGGCGAGGAGGGCCAAGACUCUCCUCGUCAGGGUUUGAAAUAUUUUGAUACCGAUUUCUUUUUCUUCA